UAGUCGUUCGGAGCCGGCCGUUGGUCCCUCCGCGACGGUGGCAGGCAGGUGUCGCUGCUCCGGUAACUCGUGAGAACGCGAGACAGGCGGGUUCGAGUGAACGCGCCGCGCACACGUACUCGGCCGGCGCCGCGUCUUCAGCUGCUGCUCCCCGUUUUUCGGCGCGAGGCGAGCGAAGGCUGUGGUGAAGAGAAGAAAAGAGGAGUUGUCUCGCGAGCAAUGGCAGCGGCGGCAUCGUGUCGAGCGAUAUUCGUCGUGAGGUGGUACGAGGUGAGCCGUGCGCUGAGUGCCGCGUCGUGCCUGACCGCGACCAGGAGGUAUCAGAAGGAAACAUGGUGCAGACGGUGGUGGCACAUCUCUCAGAGGAGCCUCUCCCUAUCGGCCAGUUCCUACUCGCCGACGUUAAAUCCGCUUCUGAUGAAGCAACUGAAAGAGCCUAAAGCCACGGAAAAAGCAGCGAAGAAUGCUAUGAAGGCCACGUCGGCGGAAAACCUGGCGGUCGAGAGCGCGGAAUCAGCCGGUGCGGGUGUCACUGUGGCGUACCACCGAGGGCUUCCCAGGAUUACGGUGCCUCUUCCAUCCAGGAAGGAACAUUGCUCGUUCACUAUGAAGCCGAUCACGCAUACUGUCGGCAAUUUGUUGGACAUGCUAAAGACGGAGGAUCGCGGCAUCGAUCGAGCAUGCAUAACAUCGUUAGAUGGUGUCAGGAUAGCUUCCAGUAACACGAUAGAGUCACUUUUAGAAGAGGACUUCAAAUUAAUAAUAAACGAUAACGAAUACGUCGUUGCGCCGCCGUUGCAAGAAAGGUGCACGAUAGAGAACCUGCAGAAACUCUCGGACGUGCAAGCGCUCGUCAACCAAUUGUAUGAGUCGUUUCACGUGCGCGAAUAUAGUGCCGAUAUGGAGAGAGCAGUCAUUGCCGAGCUAGAGGAUGUUAGAUUGCGGUUAGAACCCCUCGAGCAGCAACUGUUAGACAUAGAGAACGCCGCUUACAGGAGGGCGAAUUUCUUCAUCUGGACGUUUCUAGUCAUGAUGUCUAUUCAAUUCGGCGGUUUGGCCAGAUUAACCUGGUGGGAAUACUCAUGGGACAUAAUGGAACCCGUCACAUACUUCGUCACUUACGGCACUACUAUGACGUGGUUCAUCUAUUAUCUCGUGACUAAACAGGAAUACAUGCUGCCGGACGUAUUGAACAGACGUCACCUCAUAGUUCUUCACAGAAGAGCGCGGAAGGCCGGUCUCGAUCUUGACCUGUACAAUUCGCUAAAAGACCGGGCCUACGAGUUAGAAACUACCUUGAAAAUCAUUCGCGGUCCAUUGCACGAUUAUAAGACUCAGAUGGAGCGGAAGCAACGUGCCAGGUCCAGCUCCAGCAGCUCAAGAUCACCUAGUUCCUCGCCCAGUCCCAGCCCCAAAAGAGACGUUCCUAAAAGAUCCGUCGCAUCGGAGGCGAACGACCCGCAAAAACAGCCUUUCGGAGAGUAUAAAGUUUAGUCGGAGACUCGAUCUGGAGAAGGCGCGUAAUUCGAGCCGAAGUAAUGAGUGAACGUAUCAACGAUCGUCGAUCGCCAAAUCGACGCUACAUCCGCUUCCAACGAAACGCCGGGUGGAAACUUGAGAAAAGAUUUUCUCAGAUACGACAAAAGCGAAUGCACUCAGGGUAAACUUUAAUCCGCGCAAGGAAUCGGCGUUUACACCGCGCAGGGACUGAGACACUUAGAAGGAAAGUAUAAUUUAUUUUUACGUAAGGAGGUGUGCGCGCGAAGUGUGAUAGACCAGAUCUCGAUUUAGUCUUCCAAGUAAUAUCGACGGUAAUCCUCAGUGCGCAUUCAACAGGCAUGGAGAAUGCGGCGAUUGUCAAAUGCUCAACACUGUCGACGUAUUUGGAAGACGUUGGAGAAAAGAGAUAGGGAAAACGAGCGCGCUACUUUGACCAACUUGGCGCGUCGAAUUUGCAUUUAGCGACAGAAACAUUAUUCACUUCUUGAGACAUGUUGAGGUAUCAUAAAUUUCAAAUUAUCUUAGCGCUUUACCGGUCGACCUUGGCAUCGAUCCGACGAUAUCAUCAUCGACAACACUCGAUACGUUAACAUAGAUAACAAGUUGUGUAAAUUCAUAAUAUUAUAAAUCGAAAUUGUGUGAGUAGCUGACCACAUCAAAGAACGUUAAGCGUUUUUGGAAGUUAAGGCUCCUGGUAUCUCGCCGCAGAAUUCUUGAUUGAUGACGUCAGAAUCGAGAAAUGCUCAAAAUUCCUGACAACGUGACAAAGUAAAGAGGAAAUGUAGUAAAAAGGAAGGUUUCAUGUCACGUUAAUUUUACGUUAUCUUAUUGAUUGUUAGAAUAAAAGGAAAAUGUUCAAAUUAUUUUAGAGCUGUAUUUAAUCGAUACUAAUUUUUAUUUUUUAGAUGUAUUUUUUUAUUUAGACGUACUUUGCAGGAAUUUUGGGCAUGUAUAUUCUCGCUUCUAACGUCAUAAAUGAAAAUGACAAUGGCGAGAGAUCAUGGGUCUUAAUUGACGCGUAAGCAAUCUAUCGGUAUGAUGUAAAACGUCCUACUAAAACUUACCAAGAAAAGUGAUGUAUUUCUACAAAACACGCAGUAAAACGUUAAAAUCGCUGUUGUGUUUGGAAUCAGUAAAAAUUACGAGUCUCUACAAAAACACGUGUUCUUACUGUUAAAAUACAUAUUGCGAAAAAAUUAAAAUAUUAAAGAUCAUUGCAAAGAGAUAGAAUACCGUUAUAUAGCUACAACUUACAAAUUAAUUAAAUUAAUAUGCAAAGUAAGAGCGCGUGCUUCUCUCGACUUGUAUUAUUUAAUGUUAUAUCUCUUUCUCCCUCUCUCUCUCUCUCUCUCCCUCCCCCCCCUCUCUCUUUCUCUCUCUCUCUCUCUCUCUCUCUCUCUCUCUCUCUCUCUCUCUCUAUGAAAACAUAGUAUCUCUAUACACAAUAUUUUAAAAUAAACGGCGGCAGAAAAAUCUAUCUACGAGUGUUGCAAGAAAUUUUAAAAGAGAUUCUGGUACAAGAGAUUCUGAUAACCGGUAAAUUUGAAAUUGUGCAUAAUAUUGAAAAUAAUACUGUUGGUUGUUCACAAAGUGGUAUUAUGUAUCGACGUCGCUGUCGUCGUGCUCGACGUUGAUGUUGUGUUGUAUAUACACAGUUUUUCAUGAGUCAACGAAACCGUAUGUUAAUCAUUACUAAUAAUAACAUAUAUGCACACUUCAGAGUGCGUCUUAUUAGUUAUAACGUUCUGUAAAUAACAUCAAUACGUAAAAAUGUUAAAUCAUCUCCCUUUCCCCUCUCCUUUCUCUCGUACAUUCAUUUUACACUCGAACGCUACCGUAUGGAUGAAAAUCCAUCCAGAAAAGUAAAGAUACGUUAGUAUUACUGUGAUCCAGAAUUGUAGCGAAAGAUAGUUUAAUAUAAUCGCCGUUAUGUAGGUUAAAAAACUUAAUCGUUACCCUAUGGUAUGUAUAUUGAUCACAACUUACGAAGAUAUUCAAUGUUCCUUCGAAACUGUCAUCAAACAAUUUCUAGUUCUUAAAUAAUCAAAGCCAUGCUUCACAGAGUAUUGUCAAUAUAAUACGAGAAACAAAGACACCUAUGUAUUACUGUCACCUUGACACUGUAACCUUUUGAUCGCAGCACCACGAUUAACGCUAAUGUUACUGCAACGCUAUUCUAGGUAGUUUUCACGAAAGAAUUGUAAAUAAUAUAAUUGAACAUUCGUAAUUCGCUUCGAGAUUUUUGGCAUGAAACUUCUCGCUUUUGUCAAAUCUAUAUCCGUGAAGUUAGUUUUAAUCCGCAACGAAUUUUGGAUUUCUAAUUUUUACGGCACUUAAGGCUCUUGGCUAUUUACCGCUAUUGAUUAUUUUGAUUUAUGACGUCGGAAACAAAAACAGAUAUCGCAAAAGCGUAUCUAAAAUUUCUACAAGGAGAGUAAGUUGAAAUAAAUUUAUCGAAACAGCAGGUUAAUAUACCCUAAUCCAUACAACAUGUCCAAAACUCACUCUAUCCAAAACAAUAGGUCCAAAUAAUAUAGAUGUAAAAUACUUCAAACUUUCUCUUAUUUCUUUUCUCAAUAAAAUUCUCCAACUUUCUUUUUGCUCUGACAAUCAAAUAAAUCAAAUAAUUAUAAAAUUGACAGAAUAAUGAGAAAAUGUAGGUUAAAAAGAAAGAUUGCAUGUUACUAAUUUUACAGAUAAUUUAUUGAUUGUUAGAGCAAAAUUUAUUUCAAUAUAUUUUGUAAAAAUGUUCAGCAUUUCUUUGCUUUCAAUGUUAUCAAUCAAAAAUUGCAUGCUGAAUAGCCAGGAGCCCUAAAAAAGAAAAAUAUUCAAUAAUAGAAUAAUUUCACGCGCGCGCGCGCGCGUUAAUAUUACGAAAUCUGCAAUGGAUCUUAUUGGGAUUUCAAGUGAAUAUACAUCAUCGAUUCUUUGCAAGACAAACAUACAUGCUUUAACUAAAUUAUUUCAAGGACAGUUUGUAUUUUGUGAAUUUGUAUAUGUAACACACAUUUGAUAUAACUUUAUAUCCUGAUACCGUAUUCACGCGUAUAUCGCACCAUACUUCAAGUAUUGAUAAUAGAGAGAGUCGCGAUUUAAAUUUAAAAAUAUAUUAGGAAUAAGUUAAAACAAUCGUUAACAUUAGAUGCCAAUGCUUUUUUACAACGGAGGACAAGUCAUAGAGAUCAGCGUACGUCGCGUAUCUUUGUCUAAUGACGCGCAGAGAGAAGGUCACGCCGCUCUUUAGUGACUUUAUCCUGUUUCACGCAAAUAUACUGUACCGCUUGAGUACACAAAGUUAAAAGUAUCUAAGAGUUUGUAGCAGAUAACGAGCGUAAUUUUCUAGAGUAGCACGAAUGAAAGUAUCGCUUUCCUAUUUCUGAUAGUCAUCGCGGAGCCAUCUUCCUCAAAAAUAUUUUGUACUAUUCUUAGAGAAUAUUUCGUAUAAAAAUCUUUGUACAAAUAUAUAUAUAUAUAUAUAUAUAUAUAUAUAUAUACGCAUAUACAAACACACACGAACACACAUAUAUACAUCAACACGACCGUACACAUACACACAGGCACACGCGCAUCAGCACACACAUGUACAUUACGUAUACAACUUACUUAUAUUUUAGUUCGGGAGUGAUAUUGCCUUAGCGCAUUUUCUCCGUAAGCUUCAAUGCCUAAUACUCGAUUCGACGCAUCGAUAGAUAAUCAAAGAGCUAGUUGCGUUUAAGAUUAUUGUAUAUCUAUAUACACGCCACAAUAUAGUGUACAUAGGUACCCUUGAAUCUCAAUAUAAAGCGUUCAGAGAGAGAAGGAUUCUUGCGAGGCCUCCGUGCAAGAUCUCCAAUGCCAAUUACUUCAUUUCGUCUUAUCGCGCAAAGAAACGAUCGAGCAUUGAAUCCGUAUUAAUCAACGUCUGAUCGAGAUCUCAUCCAGACGAUUUCUAAUCAUUUUUAUAUCUGUUUUAUAUAUCAGCGUGUGUCACUUUGUGAUACUCGAGCCAUCGCCAAAUAAAAUAUGUGCGUCCAAUUCGGUGAAUAUCAAAUUUAGAAUCCGGCUCUCUGUACACAGAACCGAGUGCGCUGAUUCUUUCGAUUCGCUCGCAUUCACGAGAAGAUAUAUAUCCUGACACACGCGCGAACGAUCGAUUCUUAAAAAAUUCUUAAUGAAAUUGGACCAUAUAUUGUUAAUUGUGUGAGGGAGAGCGACAAGAUGUGUUUCGUGAGUGUUAUAAAAAAGAAUUGAUAACUGUGAGCGCAGCAGGCGGCGUUAAAGCAUUCGAUUAUUCACAGACCGACAUAUUAAUCUUAACACGUGCACAUGCGUUUCUGGUCAUUAACAUGAAACUAUUCCAGUAACAGAAUACUUGACACAUUGUUCACAUUUCUUUGAAUACUUUAUAAGUAAUAAUAACGUUUACGAUAAAAACAUACUUUUUCUCAUAAUUUAACUGCAUGAUAUGUUAAGUCUAUUAUAUCGGUCUGUGUGUGUGUGUGCAUGUAUGUGUGUACAUAAGAUCAGUUGUUAAAUUGCAUUUGCGAAACAGUGUGAUUGAACGAAUCUCGUGUUUUCAAAUAUAUAUCUCAAAUAAUUGUACGCGGCACAUCGGAAGAGAAAUAUGCUCGACAACAAGCGCACCUACCAUUGUUUAUUUGUAUUUUCACAUGUGUAUACUACCACAGCGAGUGUAUGAAUAUUUAUUCAAGGCGGAGAUGUGCUGUGAUUUACGUCCAAUGUAUUUACUUCCAUACACAUGUGAAGAGAAUUGGAAAUAAAAUAAAGAUAUGUACAACGUUAA
Molecule: messenger RNA, 6283 nt
Organism: Odontomachus brunneus
Lineage: Eukaryota; Metazoa; Arthropoda; Insecta; Hymenoptera; Formicidae
Gene: MCU
Product: calcium uniporter protein, mitochondrial
Exons: 7
Coding region: 220-1494 (424 amino acids)
Biological process (GO): mitochondrial calcium ion homeostasis; calcium import into the mitochondrion
Cellular component (GO): uniplex complex; mitochondrial inner membrane
Molecular function (GO): calcium channel activity; uniporter activity
Source: RefSeq, a predicted model, not a curated record